AUGGGGUCUAUUACCUGGGACAAGGAGUCUGGCUGGGGAGGCGAGCCGUACUGGAAGGCCGCCACCUUCUACCAGGUGUACCCUGCCAGCUUCAAGGACUCGAACGGCGACGGCUGGGGGGACCUGCCAGGUCUCAUCUCCAAAAUUGAUUACCUCGAGGAGCUAGGUGUCGAUGUGAUUUGGGUGUCGCCCAUUUUCGACAGCCCGCAAAAGGACAUGGGCUACGACGUAUCCGAUUACCAAAAGAUCUAUAAACCCUACGGCAGCAUCGAGGACGUUGAUACCCUGCUGGCCGAAGCUCACAAACGCGGCAUGAAGGUGAUUCUCGAUCUCGUCGUCAACCACACGUCGCAGGAACACGAAUGGUUCAAAGAGUCACGCUCAUCCAAGGACAACGCCAAGCGAGACUGGUACAUCUGGAAGCCAGCACGGUACGAUUCGGACGGCAACCGCCAUCCCCCAACCAACUGGCGCGGAUACUUUGCCGGCCCAACAUGGACGUGGGACGAGCACACGCAAGAGUACUACCUACACCUGUAUGCGACCGACCAGCCUGACCUCAAUUGGGAGAAUGGAGAGUGCCGGAAGGCAAUCUACGAUAACACGAUGCGAUUCUGGCUGGACCGGGGUGCCGACGGGUUCCGCAUCGACACGGUCAACAAGUACUCGAAGAGGCAGGACUUUGUGGACGCACCCGUCACAGACCCGAAGUCGCCGCACCAGUCGGCGCCCGAGAUGUGGUGCAACGGGCCGCGCAUCCAUGAGUUCAUCCAAGAGAUGAACCGCGAGGUCCUGGCCCCAUACGGCGCUGUGUCGGUGGGCGAGCUGUCCAACACACCCGAGCCGCGCCAGGUGGUGCCCUACGUCUCAGCGGCCGCCAAGGAGCUCGACAUGGUCUUUGAGUUCUCGUUGAUCCGCCUUGGCACGGGCAACAUCCUCGGUCCCAAGUACAUAUACCAGCCCUUCACACUGUCCAAGCUCAAGCACCUCACGGAGAAGUGGCAAAGCUUCAUCGAGGGCACGGAUGCGUGGACCACGGCGUUCAUCGAGAACCACGAUAACGCGCGUUGCGUCAACCGCUUCGGCGACGUCUCCACUCCCGAGUCCUGGGCGGCCUCGGCCAAGACGAUUGCCCUGUGGCAGACGACACUCACUGGCACCCUGUUCAUCUAUCAGGGCCAGGAGAUUGGCAUGACCAACAUGCCCGAGUCAUGGGGCAUGGAGGAGUACAAAGACGUCGAGAGCAGCGGUUUCUACUCCGAGGCUGUCGAGUUGGGCGACGAGGACCGUCUUAGGAAAACGCUUCACGGGCUCAAGCUGCUCGCGCGGGACCACUCACGCAUCCCCUUUCAGUGGGACGGCAGCCCCUACGCGGGCUUCAGCCCGGCCGAUGCACACAAGGAGCCGUGGAUGCGCGUGCACGACGACUAUGCCAGCAUCAACGUUGCCCGCCAGCGCAACGAUCCUUCGUCCAUCCUCAAUUUCUACAAGAUGGCUCUCAGGUUGCGCAGGAAGCACCAGCACCUGUUUGUCUUUGGAACAUUCACCCUCAUCGACCCGGACCACAAGUCCCUGUUCUCCUAUGUCAAGCGCGAUACAAGACGUAAAUCGGGCCAGAUGCUUGUCGUCGUGCUCAACAUGUCCAAGGAGGAGCAGACAGGGCCAGAUGUCAGGGCUGCCAUGGACGGUGACGAGCCCCGUCUACUUACCAGCACUAGAGGACAGCAGGGUAUGGAGGACAUCGGUGACAGACCAGUUCUCGCUCCUUGGGAGGGUAGAGUAUAUACAAACUAUGACAUAUAG
Geosmithia morbida is the source of this 1803-nucleotide messenger RNA. RefSeq names its product oligo-1,6-glucosidase. NCBI's taxonomy places the organism in Eukaryota, Fungi, Ascomycota, Sordariomycetes, Hypocreales, Bionectriaceae. The record is from RefSeq and is a predicted model, not a curated record. Gene Ontology annotation, biological process: oligosaccharide catabolic process. Gene Ontology annotation, molecular function: alpha-amylase activity. The transcript has a single exon. The coding region runs from base 1 to 1803 and encodes 600 amino acids.